ACUUGAUUUCACUUCUUCCUCUCGGAUUUCCACGUCCUAAACUACUGGUCUUAGGGAUCCUAGAGGUUAGUUGUCGUAAAUUACGGACGACGCGUCAGUCGUAUCCUUCAUAGGAGCCUGGUGCUGUAUCUCUAUGAUAGGUUUUUGUGAGUUCUCGAGAACCUAUCCCAGCCUGGUGCUCUCUAACUCCUGAUCCAUCUUCUCGCUUCCUCGCUUGUCAGCUUUGCAGCGGAACCAUCGUUCCUUCGCACAGCGUUGCACAGCCUCGCACAGCCUCGCCCAGCAUGCCAGGCGAAACUCUCGCACUUCCGGCGCCGCCGCCGGGCGGCCUAAAAGACGCCACGCCGUCAGUUCUGACGGCGGAAGAACGGUCCGGGCAGCAGCAGAAACCGGCAGAAAAGGCGAAACCGCAGCAGGUGGUGGUGGCAACUCAGACGAAGACGAUCGGCAUCAUCCACCCUCCUCCCGACAUCCGCAGCAUCGUCGACAAGACCGCCACCUUCGUCGCGCGAAACGGGCCGGAUUUCGAAAAGAAGAUUCUUGCCGCGAACAAAGGCAACGUCAAGUUUAAUUUCCUCACGCCCACGGACCCCUACCACGCGUACUACCGCCAUAAGAUCAACGAGCAGCUCGCGCAGCUUAAUCUCCCGGCUCAGCCCGAACCUAUAGCUGCCGAGCCUGGCGCAGGCUCGGCAGCAGGUCCGGCAGCCGGAGCUGCGUCCGGGGCUGCUCCGGGAGCAGCCGGAGCUGCAGCGGUGGUUGUCAAGCCUGCGGGGCCCGCAGGGGUCAUCCAGGAGCCUGGCACGGACGCUGCUGCAGCAGGGGCUUCGGCAGCAGCGGCGAAACUUCCGGAUCUGCCUGACCCGGAGCAGUACACUGUUCGGGUGCCCGAAGGCAUGUCCGGGCAGGAUUUAGACGUUAUCAAGCUGACCGCGCAGCUCGUGGCGCGAAACGGCAAGACGUUCUUAACCGGGCUGAUUAGUCGCGAGCAUAUGAACCCGCAGUUUAAUUUCCUCAAGCCCACUCAUAGUCUCUUCACCUUUUUCACCGCCCUCGCCGACGCGUACUCUAAGGUACUAAUGCCUCCUAAAGAAGUAUUGGAUAAGGUGAAGCGCGACGCGGGGCCAGGCGGACAGGCCGCGAUCAUGGCGAGGAUCCAGACGCGGCUCGACUACGAGAAGAAGCAGGAGAAGGCGCGGAAGAAAGCCGAAGACGAGAUCGAAAAGGAGCGCGUGCAGAUGGCUUUAAUCGACUGGCACGACUUUAUAGUAGUCGAGAGUAUAGAGUUCGCGGACGACGAAGAGGCGGAGCUGCCCGUGCCGAUGACUAUAGAGGAAGUGAUUAGAAAGAGCAAGCAGCUGGGCGCGGACGAGGAGCUCGAGGCGGAGGACGCGGCGGCGGUCGCGGCGGCGGAGGCGGGCGCGAAGCCGGGGACGGCGGCGGCGGCGGCGGCGGCGGAGAAGGCGAAGGGGGAGAAGGAGGCGGGGCAGGCGAUGGACGAAGAGGAGAUGCAGCUGGUGGAGGCGGGGAUGAGGGCCGCUGGGAUCGCGGAGGGGGAGGGGAAGAGGGGCGGGGAGAAGGCGGAAGGGGAGGGGGAGAGGGGGGAGAGGGGGGGGGAGGAGGAGAUGGAGAUGGAGGAGGAGGGCGGUGCGCCGGCUGGUGUUCCCCCGCCUCCUCCCCCGCCGCCGCCACCGCCGCCGCCGCCUGCUGAGGAGAACGAGAUGGACAUGGAGGAUGAAGACGAGGCGCCCAUGCGCAUCGUGCGCAACUGGAAGCGGCCGGAGGAGCGCGCCGCCGUGGACCAAGACCCGACCAAGGUGGUGGUGUCCCCGAUCACGGGCGAGCUGAUCCCGAUCGCGGACAUGGCUGAGCACAUGCGCAUCUCGCUCAUCGACCCCAAGUACAAGGAGCAGAAGGAGCGCAUGCUGGCCAAGCUGCGCGAGAACACCCUCGCCAACGACGACGAGAUCUCCAAGAACAUCAUUGGGCUCGCGAAAACCCGCCCUGAUAUCUUCGGCACGACAGCGGAGGAGGUGUCCGAGGCAGUGCGGGCUGAGUUGGAGAAGAAGAAGGAUGAUGGUGGCGCGGCCAGCCGGGUCAUGUGGGACGGGCACACUGCCAGCAUCGGCCGGACCGCCACCCAGGCGCUGCAGCAGAGCCUCACGCAGCCGCCCGCCUCGGAGAAAAAGGACGAGCCGGGCCGGCCGGUUUCGGGGCCGCAAGCACCCCCGCCUGCUCCUGCGUCAGGGGCGCGGCCCGCGACUCUCCCCAGGCCCCCGCCGGGGGGUCCCCCUCCUGGUCUGGGCAUGAUCCGCCCGGGGGGCAACAUGCCCCCUCCCAUUGCCACUAUGGCUGCAUAUGGCAUGCCACGCGGCAUGCCCCUCCCCAUGCCAGGCAUGCCGGGUAUGCCAGGGAUCCCAGGGAUGCUCAACCCCAUGCUCAUGGCGCAGAACCAAGCUGCUGCGGCUGCUGCUGCAGCGGGGGGGAUGUUCGGUAUGCGGCCGCCCAUGAUGGCCCCGGGACAACCAGGCAUGGUGCCGGGAGGGUUCCCGGGAUUUCCAGGGGGGAUGCCGGGGGGAAUGCCCAUGGGCGUGCCGAUGGGAAUGCCGGGAGGUGUACCUAUGGGCAUGGUACCUGGGGGUAUGGUGCCUGCGGGAAUGGGAGGAGGGGGGGCGCGGGCAGGGGCGGGAGGGGGAGGGGAGGAGGAUCAUGACGCCAAGAGGCAGAAGACGGAGGAUAAUCUCAUUCCCGAGCAUGUGUUCCUCGCACAGCAUCCGGGCCCGGUGCGUGUGGUGGUUAACCUCCCUUCUGUGGAGGGCGAGCCGGCACUCAACGGGCAAAAGGUGGAGGUCCUAGUACCCUCUCUCAGUGAGACAACCGGCGCGUUCAAAGAGCACAUUGCACAGGCUUUGGGCGGGAGUGUGCCGGCCAACAAGCAGAAGCUGAGUGGCAAGGUGGGCUUUUUCAAGGAUUCGCUUUCAUUGGCGUACUACAAUGUUGGGCCUGGGGAUGCGGUUGUAAUGAGCUUGAAGGAGCGUGGAGGCAGGAAGAAGUAGGCUCAUGAGUGGAUGGAUUACUGUGCAGCGUGCAGUUUGCCGUUUCGCUGUCCGGCGUUCUUUCCUCUUGGAUUUGCUGCAUGCAAGUUUCGAUGGACUUGAACACAUCUACCAGUUCUAACAAUACCCAAAAAAA
Closterium sp. NIES-67 is the source of this 3192-nucleotide messenger RNA. NCBI's taxonomy places the organism in Eukaryota, Viridiplantae, Streptophyta, Zygnematophyceae, Desmidiales, Closteriaceae. The record is from the annotation of a GenBank genome assembly.